ACUCUGGGGCCCUCCAACUCCCCCUCCCCUGGCAAGGUAAAGUUUAUUACCUUUAUUUUACUGUAAAGUGUAAGUUGAUGAUAUCAACAAAGAUCCAUCCAUCCAUUUUCCAAACCGCUUAUCCUACUGGGUCGCGGGGGGUCCGGAGCUUAUCCCGGAAGCAAUGGGCACGAGGCAGGGAACAGCCCAGGAUGGGGGGCCAGCCCAUUGCAGGGCACACUCACACACCAGUCACUCACACAUGCAUUCCUACGGGCAAUUUAGCAACUCCAAUUAGCCUCAGCAUGUUUUUGGACUGUGGGGGAAACCGGAGUACCCGGAGGAAACCCCACGACGACAUGGGGAGAACAUGCAAACUCCACACACAUGUAACCCAGGCGUAGACUCGAACCCGAGUCCCAGAGGUGUCGCGCAACAGUGCUAACCACUGCACCACCAUGCCGCCCAUCAACAAAGAUAAUUUACUAAAUACAAAACCCUCAUUUUCACUUUUGUAAAAAGCAAUACACAGAUGAAGCAGAUUUGUCGUUGCUGUGUACGAAGUGAUCGCCCGGCCUCGGGGCCCCCCUCACAGCUUACAGCCCCUGCCCUGUAUUGGGUUAUGUAACAUUUGAUAUUAUUAUAAUGCCUUACAUUAUCAAAACAAGAACUUUGAAUUCUAAUCAGUUUAACUUUUAAAAGGUAUAUAUACACAAAGUAUAUAUAAUAUAAAAUGAAAAAUACUUUUGAAGCAUCCUGUUCAACAAACCAUGAAAUAAUAAAGGGUUGUGUGUUAUAUAUCAUUACUUUUUAAACGAAAUACAUUUAGUUUAAUGAUAAUUUGUUAACCUUAUGACAUUUCAAACAGCACAUUCACGAAGCCUUGAUUUUUACACUGAUUGGCUAAUAUAGAUAUAUUUUUCCUGGGAAUUCGAUUAGGGUUUGCGCAUCUCUGAAGGCCGAGCAUGAGGAGGGAGGGAAGAAGGGCGUCGGACAGCGAACGCCGGGCGGCAGACAGACAGGCCAAUGAUCGGGAGAAAUGCUUGAGGCAGCUUAAACACGGGCUUCUGCGCUGAGAUCACAGCCAAAUUAAGGGCAGAAAUUAAAUCAAUAAUGAGACAUUGCAGUGGCACUUUACCAGGCUGUCCGCGCAGCACGGCGGAGUCUUCGUAUCACACCCUGAACUGCUACUUAUACGCAUCUGUGAGAGAAGCCGUAUGAGAUCAGAUCCGAAUCAGAGGUGAGAACUGCUUUUUAUUCAAAGCCAUUCUGUUUGUAGCUAAUCUGUUUAUAAUGAGUGGGCGCUGGUCAAGCAGAACGAACAAUCCCAACCACACCGUUGCUGUGAUAAUAAUUAUGCGUCUGUUAAAUUGAUGUAUGAGUGUCCAUUGGAAUGUAUCACAUCAAUGCCACUGUAAUAGUCAAGUGGUUUAUUUGAAGUUUAUAUAUCUGUACGUGUGUGUGUGUGUGUGUAAACCCAUCACUGUCUGUUACGUUGUUUUUACAUGUUUAACCUCUGAGAACUUUGCCGGCCGCGGGUAAAUGCAAAUGAAAGUGGGACACUUUUGCUCGUUCAGGUAGGUGCCUGUGUUUGACCCUUUGACAUCGUGCAUAAUAAUUAGCAAACCCGGUUUCACGCUCUGCAUUUGCACUGUUUUAGUGGUUUUAAAUAAUAUCUGAAAAUAAGUCAAAAUAUAAAAAAUUAACACAUGAAAAUACAGAGCUGGUCAAAUUAUUCCCGUACACUACUGUUUGGAUAGGAGUCCUUCAUCAACUGCUCUCUUGGUGAAAAGCUUUAUUCUCUUUUUAUUGUUUCAAGCUUGACACCGUUUCCUUAACGUUGUGAACCGAUUCAUUUGUUUGUUAAUAACUAUUUCAGUUAAUAUACUUCUCGAUCACCCAUCCAUCCAUCUUCUAACCUAACGUAGUCAGGAUCACAGGGGGUCUGUCCCAUCCUGUAAUUUGCUCAAAUUUUACUGUCAACCUAUAUUACUGCCAGGGUGUAUUGAGUAAUUUCAUCUUCCAUGUUCUUUCAUCUCCAGUAACAACCUCCUUCCAUGUGUCAGUGCUGUUUGGUGAGCUUCUCCCAGGUUUCAUCACCAGUUGUGUGUGUAAUCCAUCACUCCUAAUCCGUCUGCUGUCCGAGCCCCCUGAGGCAGUCGCUGACCCCACACAGGACCAAAAGGAGCCCUGAUUUAUGUCCUUUCCUCACAGGGGCUGUUUUCCUCCCCAGAGGAGGUUGGGGUAAGAUGGACACGUCACAGCACUUCAAUGAUCACCACACCACCAUCUCCUCCUCUGCAAAAUUCUCCAAUUCUGGUAUUCACAGAAGUUACCUCAGUAAUGUCACCCAGAGCCACAAUCUAAUGAAGCAGAAGCAUCUGCAGCCUGCUAUGACUCCUGCUCCUCCCUCUCGGCGCCAGAUGACUUUCCACCUGGACUGCCGUGCCCUUCAGCUCCUAUUCCCUGGCCUCAUCCUCAAUUCACCUGCAGAGACAACCCUGGCCUGCAUCGCUGUGUUUCUGCUGGCCGUUUUCUUUGAGGGGCUGAAGGCUGGCUGUGAGGUUCUGCUGCAUGGGAGACAGACCGGACCGGGUCCUGACACCGGAGCUGUCCCUAUGCCUGAUGGGAGCGUGCAGACAGAAAUGCAGCCGUCGGCUAGCCAGCAGAUGUUCAGCCUGUGUCACCUGCUGCAGGCCACGCUGCACAUCACCCAGGUGGUGCUCAGCCAGCUCCUCAUGCUGCUCUUUAUGAGCUACAAUGGCUACCUCUGCACGGCUCUGGCCGCCGGCGCCGGUCUCGGCUUCUUCCUGUUCGGCCGGAAGAAGGCAGCGCCCGUUGGUGUCCCGGCACACUGUCGCGGAUGCUCUUAUUCUGCAGACACUCCCCCCCCCUCACUUUGAACCGGCCCACCUGGACAUGCCAUUGGUCGGCUUGCUGCCCCAGUCUCUCCUCAUUCGCAGGCAUAGUAAUGGACUGAUAUCGUACUAAGUGACUCUUCCGUACAGUUGUCCAUUCGUCAUUUGCCAUCCAGCUUGCGUUUUUGCAAACCUACCCACAAUAAAACAGGUACAUUUUGAGCUUUCAUAGAUUUUUCUGGGUGAAACCUUUCCAAAUCACUAUGCUCGUUCGAGCAAAUGUACAUAUAAUUAACGUAUUAGCGUGUGCCAAUCCAAGCCACUAUAUUACCACAUUACUUGUGAAACAUAACUUUAUGUUCAUAUGGCACAGCGCUCUCCGUAUCCCUUUGUAUUGAAGCUCACUACAUACAGGCAGGACUGCCAUUAUAAAGCCUAAUGUUGAAACAUCAUUCCCUGAGAACCAUGAUGCUGGUACUGUGUGAUUAAGGAGUAUAUCUGUCAUUUAUGGGAAAAUUAACGGUCAGAGAUGGCAUCUGUGUUACUAGCCACAGUGUCGCCAUAUUCAUUUCAAUAUUAUAAUCAUAAUAAAAUGUUUGUUGACUGA
Messenger RNA from Brienomyrus brachyistius, 3444 nucleotides. Its product is annotated as high affinity copper uptake protein 1-like. Gene Ontology annotation, molecular function: copper ion transmembrane transporter activity. Gene Ontology annotation, cellular component: membrane. Gene Ontology annotation, biological process: copper ion transmembrane transport. The transcript has 5 exons. NCBI's taxonomy places the organism in Eukaryota, Metazoa, Chordata, Actinopteri, Osteoglossiformes, Mormyridae. The record is from RefSeq and is a predicted model, not a curated record. The coding region runs from base 2229 to 2882 and encodes 217 amino acids.